CCCAGGAGAGGGAUUCUGGGAGUGCUUAGAUUGUAACCAGCGCACAGCUCCGCGUCUGCCGCUAAACGAGGAUAACCCGGAAGUGGCAUCGGCAUUUCCUGAGACUGCAGCCUCCGACUGGUCCUUUCUUCCUUCGUCCCCCUUCCCAAAGGAGUACCCUUCCCUUCACCCCACACUUUGGAGUAGGUCUUUGCUAUACUUUUCUACCUGGAACAGUUCUCCCAGAUCAUCUCAUAAGAAAAGCAGCGUGAACUUCUUUUACCUGAGGACUGUAAGGAUGAGCUUGAAAAUGGAAAACCAAGAACCAACAGAUUGUCCUCAGAAUGCCAAACAGUCUAUUAUUUCAGAGGAGUUAAUUUCAGAAGGAAAAUGGGUCAGGCUUGAAAAGACAACAUACACGGAUCCUACUGGUAAAACUAGAACUUGGGAAACUGUGAAACGUACAACCAGGAAAGGAGAGUCAGCUGAUGGUGUGUCAAUCAUCCCAGUGCUGCAAAGAACUCUUCAUUAUGAGUGUAUCAUUCUGGUAAAACAGUUCAGACCGCCGAUGGGAGCCUACUGCUUAGAAUUCCCAGCAGGUCUCAUAGACAGUGAUGAAAGCCCAGAAGCAGCUGCUCUUCGGGAACUUGAGGAAGAAACGGGCUAUAAAGGUGAUAUUGCUGAAUGUUCUCCAGCCGUGUGUAUGGAUCCAGGUUUGUCAAACUGUACCACACACAUUGUGACAGUAACUAUUAAUGGAGAUGAUCCUGAAAAUGUCAGACCUAAGCCCAAACCAGGAGAUGGAGAAUUUGUAGAAGUAAUUUCUUUACCAAAGAAUGGCCUCCUGCAGAGACUUAGUGCUCUGGUGACCGAAGAGCACCUGACAGUGGAUGCCAGAGUCUAUUCCUAUGCCCUAGCGCUACAGCAUGCAAACACGAAGCCAUUUGAAGUACCCUUUCUUAAAUUUUAAGGACAGUAGCCAUAUGUUUUGUAAACAAGACACCAUUCCUCCACUAAGACUUUGUAUUCAACUUAGUUUAAUGCAGAUUUGAAAUUAGCUUUUUCAUAAAAUAAAAUACAAAAAUACUUGUGGUAGUUGGAAUUAUAAUUAUAGAUAGGCUAAGCUAUUAUUUAAAUUCUAGCUAAUACUAUUGAAAAACCACAUAAAUGCAGACACAUUUAAUCUAGUUUUUUUUUGUUUUUUUUUAUGAUCAGCUGUUAUCUUUCUAAUCUAGUAUGAAAAAAGGACCUUCUAUAAAAAAACAGACCUAAGUGCCCAAUAAGGUAAACCAUUCCCACCUUCAACCUCAAAUUUACACUUCUGAAAUUGACUAUGCAAGUAUUAAUAACUACUCACUGCAUUAGUGUUUAAAAUAGUUUAUCCCAUCUUAGAAGCCUGAACCCUCGUAAGUGAAUUAUCUGUUACAUGAAAUUAAUCUGUAUGGCAGAGUACAUAAGAUCAAUGUCUGAUGAGCAGUGUUCACACUUAGCUAACACCCUUUUAUCUGCCGACUUACUGAAACUGAGCCAGCUUAGAUUCUGUUCAUACAGCAUAGUUACGAGGCCAGUGAAAAUACUGUACUUAUCCUUAACUCAAAGUAUUUGAAGCUUCCAAAAACCAAGUAGCAAUAAGAUAUACAUGGUUUGGGGCAUAACAGUCUUAAGGGUAAACUGAAUGUAGCCAUAAGGUCAGCAAGUACUGUAAGCCCAGGAAAAAAUGGGGCUGUUUCUACUCAUGCCCUGGCUGACGCCCUUGUCAUCCAAGACUUGUCACUGACCAAGGGAUCAUGCAACUCCUAGGGUGUCGCUUUCUCAGUUCAGUGUGCUCUCCUCUACCUCCAAGCCCCAAGUCUCAAAACAAUUCUCACUGGUCAUGUUUUCAGCAGGGGCUCACCAGUCCCUCAGAACCAGAUAAACCAGGGUACUGGUGCCACAGAUGCUGCAAUAUAGUUCAUUUAUCCACAAGAUCAUUUUGUUUUCCAUAGUUAUCUUUUUGAGCAAAAGUGCAAGAUCUUUAUACUAGGUUUCUUAAACAACGAUGCAAAGAAAUGUGGAGAGAACUUUAUAGCAAAGUCCACUCCCCCUAGAAAUACUGAGAAAAUUAAGCUCCAUCUAUGUACUAUCAGGGUAAUCUUCUCUGUGCCUCUAGUAAUUUUAUUAAAUCCUUAUUUUUUAUCAGGAGCAUCAUAAUUUUCUAGAAAUCGUCAUCCUUUUCCAAGCUCUCAAGGACCGAGUCCUGUAAUUUUCCUUGUUGCUACCCUCUCUCAAAGUCAAGAAGAGAUUGGCAUGUAUAAAAUACAUACUCAAUAGUUCCAAACAGAUGAGCUCUUUCAAUGACUCCCCCAGGAAAUGGAGUAACAUUCUUAAAUGUUGCCCUUCUGCCUUUUUCUCUUCCUAAGAGGGCAAUUUGGAAGUGACAGCUAAAUUGCAGAACAUAUACUGAUUGCUAUUUGUUCUCUAUAAAUUUGUUUCCUGCACUUAACUAAGUACAUACAUAAUAAUGGAAACCACAGUUCUAAAAACAAUGUGUUUUAAAAUGUUUGACCUCAUCUUGGACAAUAAAGCAUAUAUUUUAAAAAGUAAA
This is a messenger RNA of Condylura cristata (star-nosed mole), 2563 nucleotides long. RefSeq names its product nudix (nucleoside diphosphate linked moiety X)-type motif 5 (gene NUDT5). Gene Ontology annotation, cellular component: nucleus. Gene Ontology annotation, molecular function: ADP-ribose diphosphatase activity. The record is from RefSeq and is a predicted model, not a curated record. Gene Ontology annotation, biological process: ribose phosphate metabolic process; nucleoside phosphate metabolic process. The coding region runs from base 278 to 949 and encodes 223 amino acids. The transcript is spliced from 12 exons. Lineage: Eukaryota; Metazoa; Chordata; Mammalia; Eulipotyphla; Talpidae.